Molecule: messenger RNA, 959 nt
Organism: Aspergillus aculeatus ATCC 16872
Lineage: Eukaryota; Fungi; Ascomycota; Eurotiomycetes; Eurotiales; Aspergillaceae
Product: aldo/keto reductase family protein
Exons: 2
Coding region: 16-867 (283 amino acids)
Molecular function (GO): oxidoreductase activity
Source: RefSeq, a predicted model, not a curated record
GCAACCCUCACAACAAUGUCACCCAAAUACACCAUCACUGAUCUCCUGCCCCUCCCCAAUUCCUCCGUCCAGAUACCCCGCCUCGGCUUCGGCGUCUACCGUUCUCACGCCGACAAAUGCGUCACCUCCACCGCCCACGCCCUGGAGGCCGGGUACCGACACAUUGACACCGCGCAGUUCUACGGUAACGAGAAGGAGGUCGGCGACGCUCUGCGCGCCUCGGGCCUGGCCCGCAGCGACGUGUUCGUCACCACCAAGAUCCUCAGCCCCGCCGGGUCGCCCGAGGCCACCUACGAGAAACUGGUGGCCAGCGUGGAGAAGAUCGGAGGCAAGGAUGGAUACGUCGAUCUGUUCUUGAUCCACAGCUCCAAGUCCGGUUCGGCCGGUCGGAAGGAGCUGUGGCAGGCCCUGGAGCGGCUGCUGGAGGAGGGCAAGACCAAGGCCAUCGGCGUCAGCAAUUUUGGCGUGAAGCACAUCGAGGAGUUGAAGUCAUUUGCCAAAGUGUGGCCGCCGCACGUCAACCAGAUUGAGCUCCACCCCUGGUGUCAACAGCGCGAGAUCGAUGCCUACUGCAAGAAGAACGGGAUUAUCGUCGAAUCCUAUUGCCCGAUUGUGCGCAACUACAAGGCCAACGAUCCCACGCUAGUCGAGCUGGCUCAGAAGUACAACAAGUCCACCCAGCAGGUGUUGAUCCGCUACGCACUGCAGAAGGAAUGGGUUCCUCUACCCAAGUCAGAGACCCCCGAACGCAUCGCUUCGAACGCCGAUGUGUUCGAUUUCGAGAUCAGCAAGGAGGAUAUGAACGUCCUGGAUGGUCUCGACCAGGGCAGCGGCGGUGCCAUCGUUGAGGCCGUGGAGAACGAGUAGAUUUGCAGUAUAUAUCAUGAUGAAUACCCGUGCCUAGGCUUAGAGACCCUCUGCAAGAUAAUAACUGUUACGAUUUGUUACUGAUGUUACCC